CUUUCCACAGUCAUCACCAACAACGGGAAGGGUUUUCCCCUCUCUCCUGUCCUUCCAAAACUUUCCGCGGCAAGGAGAGGGGAGAGAGAGCUCUCUGUCUGCUCAAUCUUCAAGAGAAUCAUCCUCUCUCUCUCUCUCUCUCUCUCGUUUAUAAUUUUCAGUAUACAGAGUCGUUCAGAUUUAGAGCUUUCUGAACCGAAUAUUUGAGUUGAGUUGUUUUUGCUUGUGGUCGGACGGCGGAGAUUGAGGUAUGCAGGCUGAUCAGACAGUGUUGAGCUUGAGACCUGGCGGCGGCGGCGGAGGCAACCGAGGGAGCAGAGUCCUUGGUUCUUCUUCUGCUGGCUUUGGUUUGUCUUCGGACAUUCCUGGUUUUCGUCCUCAUCGUAGCGCUGCUCCUACUUCCUUUUCUCUCAAGAUUGGAGAUUCUAGGUUUGAGGGCUGCAAGUGUGUGCAGUACACACGGAACCAGCUGUUACAACUUAGGGAGGUGGGUAACCCCCCUGAGGCUAUACUGAAAAUCAAACAAGAAGUUGAAGCUGAAUUUUCUGUUGAAGAUCCUAUCUGGGUUCGUGCAGAAACCACUCCUCAGGGUCGUUAUGCUGAGCCUGACAAUCGUGAUUGGCGCGGCAGGGCUGCCCAAUUUCCUGCAUCUGAAGAGGAUAGAUUACGAGAAACUAUUCGUGAGAAUAAAGAGUUUGGUGGUCAAUUCGACUCUAGACAACAGGAAUCAGUCCAGUAUAACCGCCAAGACCAACUCAGCUCACAUUUUGCUAGGGCAAACAUCUCUUCUAACCAAGUGGUAGGACCUGCACCUGUUCUAAUUAAAGCUGAGGUCCCGUGGUCAGCUCAAAGGGGGACUCUCUCUGAUAAGGAGCGUGUCUUGAAGACAGUGAAAGGGAUACUGAAUAAACUGACUCCAGAGAAGUUUGAUCUUCUCAAGGGUCAGCUAAUUGACUCUGGGAUCACAACAGCUGAUAUUCUGAAGGGAGUUAUCUCUUUGAUCUUUGACAAGGCAGUGCUGGAACCAACAUUUUGCCCAAUGUAUGCGCAGCUGUGUUCUGAUCUCAACGAGAGGCUCCCUCCAUUCCCAUCUGAUGAACCGGGUGGAAAAGAUAUCACAUUUAAACGAGUCCUGUUGAAUAACUGCCAGGAGGCAUUUGAAGGUGCUGAUGGACUUAGGGCAGAAGUAAGAGAGAUGACUUCUCCCGAGCAAGAGUUGGGGCGAAGAGAUCAGGAAAGAAUGGUCAAACUCCGCACUCUUGGAAACAUCAAGCUAAUUGGGGAGCUUCUAAAGCAGAAAAUGGUGCCUGAAAAGAUCUUUCAUCACGUUGUUCAGGAACUCUUAGGUCCUGAUAACAAGACCUGCCCGGAAGAGGAAAAUGUAGAGGCUAUAUGUCAAUUCUUAAAUACUGUUGGUAAACAGCUUGACGAGUCUGCCAAGUCACAGCGUAUUAAUGAUAUGUACUUCAGACGAUUGAAAGAACUUUCAGCAAAUCCUCAGCUUGCUCCAAGAUUAAGGUUCAUGAUCCGUGAUGUUCUUGAUCUACGUGCAAAUAAUUGGGUUCCCCGACGUGAAGAGGUUAGAGCCAAAACCAUAACUGAAAUUCAUUCUGAAGCUGAAAAAAAUCUGGGGUUGCGUCCUGGUACUACGGCAGGUAUUAGAACUGGCCGUGGCAUUGUUUCCAGUGGUCAGGGGAGUAUCAGCCCCGGGGGCUUCCCCAUCAAUCGACCUGGCUCUGGGGGAAUGAUGCCUGGAAUGCCAGGGAAAAGGCAGAUGCCGGGGAUGCCUGGAAUUGAUAAUGACAACUGGGAGGUUCCCAGGUCCCGGUCGAUGUCAAGAAAUGACCCAUCUACAAUCCAUGCCACUGGACGUGUUCCGCCACCAAUUAUUGGCACGGCAUCAUCACCAUUGAAAAAUAUUCGUCUUCAGGGUCAUCAGCCUAUUGGUGGCCUUACAGGUCGUAGGAUUAGUCCUCUAUUGCAAGGCAGUGGUCCACUUCCUGUUAACCCUCCUAAUUUUGGAUAUGGUAUGGACCCUGCAUCUCAAGCCCCUACUCCUACCAGCCCUGCCCCAGCCGCAUAUAUUCCUCCAGCUUCUGAGAGAAAACCGGCUCCUAUUGGGUUGAAUCCCGAUGAACUUAAGAAGAAAACAAUCUCUCUUCUGGAGGAAUACUUCGGCGUCCGUAUUUUAGAGGAGGCGUUACAAUGCGUUGAGGAGUUGAACUCCUCGGCUUACCAUCCCGAGCUUGUUGAGGUGGCCAUUUCACUAGCUCUGAAUAAAAGCCCUCCUUGUGUGGAACCAGUAUUUAAGCUCCUCGACUACUUGCUCGCCAAGAAUGUCCUUACAGCCACCGACAUAUGGACCGGAUGUCAGCUCUACGGCUCAAUGUUGGACGAUAUAGCCAUUGAUGUACCCAAAGCUCCUAAUAAUUUCGGUGAGGUAAUCGGACGACUAAUUUUGGCUGGCGGAUUGGACUUCAAGGUGGUAAAGGAGGUCCUGAAGAAAAUGGAGGAUGACAUGUUCCAGAAAGCAGUACUAGCCGCGGCAACGAGGAUCAUCGCUUCAAGCCCAUCUGGGCAGAAGGUUUUGGAGUCACAGGCAUCUGACAUUGAGGCCUGCAAGAGCCUAUUCUAGGGAACCUGAUUUUGGUAGCUCUGUGAGACUGCGACCUCAUGUAUGGAACUUGUUUUGGUACGCAAUUUUGUUUUUCUUCCCAAUUUCUCUUCGAUUUUCUUCAGUUGGUUACCAACCAUGUUACAUGUGAUAAAGGUGGAACUUCUGAAGGAAACAGGGUUUUUUUUUUUUUUUUUCUAAUUGACCUGUACACUCUCCAGGGGUCAUAGCAUGCAAAAUGUUUCUUAGAGGACGGUAUACCAGGGUAGUGCCCUGGGUUUUGAGUGUGGCCAAUUAGUUGCUCAAGUAAACGGCCCUUCUUGGGACUGACAGUUGUUUUAUACGAUUAGCUUUUUUGGUUUUUACAUAA
Diospyros lotus (date-plum) is the source of this 2984-nucleotide messenger RNA. Its product is annotated as eukaryotic translation initiation factor-like. NCBI's taxonomy places the organism in Eukaryota, Viridiplantae, Streptophyta, Magnoliopsida, Ericales, Ebenaceae. The transcript is spliced from 9 exons. The coding region runs from base 251 to 2635 and encodes 794 amino acids. Gene Ontology annotation, cellular component: eukaryotic translation initiation factor 4F complex. Gene Ontology annotation, molecular function: protein binding; translation initiation factor activity; mRNA binding. The record is from RefSeq and is a predicted model, not a curated record.